Pediculus humanus corporis (human body louse) is the source of this 1056-nucleotide messenger RNA. Its product is annotated as thioredoxin domain-containing protein 4 precursor, putative. NCBI's taxonomy places the organism in Eukaryota, Metazoa, Arthropoda, Insecta, Psocodea, Pediculidae. The record is from RefSeq and is a predicted model, not a curated record. The transcript is spliced from 3 exons. The coding region runs from base 1 to 1056 and encodes 351 amino acids.
AUGCUGGCACCCAUUUAUGAUGAAGCUGCGGAAAAAGUUCAUUCGGAAUUCAAUCAACCUGGUAGAAUUGUUAUGGGAAAAGUUGAUUGCGAUAGAGACAGCUCCAUAGCUUCCAGGUUUCACAUAACAAAAUAUCCAACACUGAAAUUAUUUCGUAAUGGACAACCAGCGAAAAGAGAAUACAGAGGGCAAAGAUCGGCUGAUGCUUUUGUAGAAUUUAUUAAAAAUCAAUUAGAAGAUCCUAUAAAAGAAUUUUCACACAUAAGUGAAUUGAAUAAUCUUGAUGGGAAAAAAAGAAUUGUUAUCGGUUAUUUUGACAAAAAGGAUGUACCUGAAUAUUCGACAUUUAGAAGAGUAGCAACAAAUUUAAAAGAAGAUUGUCAAUUUUAUGUAGGAUUUGGCGAUGCUUCGAAACAAAUGCAUCCUCCUAAUCAACCGAUAAUAGUUUUUCGACCGGAUAGAGAUCGUUCGAAUGAAGCAGACGAAACAUUUACCGGAAAUCUGAAUAGUUACGACGAAGUAAAUAUUUGGAUGACGGAAAGAUGCGUUCCACUCGUGAGAGAAAUAACAUUUCAAAAUGCCGAAGAACUGACGGAAGAAGGAUUGCCUUUUUUAAUAUUGUUUCACAAACCUGACGACCUUGAAAGUAUUAAAAAAUUUAAUGAUGUUGUUCAGCGAGAAUUAAUUUCAGAAAAACAAAAUAUAAAUUUUUUGACCGCUGACGGAGUCAAAUUUGCUCAUCCCCUUCAUCAUUUGGGAAAAUCCGUGAGCGAUUUGCCUCUGAUCGCAAUCGACAGUUUUAGGCACAUGUACUUGUUUCCGGAUGCGAGUCAAAUGGAAAUCCCCGGCAAACUUAAAACAUUCCUCAAGGAUUUGUAUUCAGGGAAACUUCACAGAGAUUUUCACAACAAGCCAGAAUUUCCAACAUUGGACAAUCGAAUCAAAUCAUCGAACGAAAUUGAAAAAGUCAAAGCUCCAACGACGCCACCCGAAUCCACAUUUAAAAAAUUAGCACCGUCUAAAAAUAGAUAUACACUAUUGAAAGAUGAAUUAUAA